Messenger RNA from Cornus florida, 2772 nucleotides. RefSeq names its product microtubule-associated protein 70-2-like. Gene Ontology annotation, biological process: cytoskeleton organization. Lineage: Eukaryota; Viridiplantae; Streptophyta; Magnoliopsida; Cornales; Cornaceae. The record is from RefSeq and is a predicted model, not a curated record. Gene Ontology annotation, molecular function: microtubule binding. The coding region runs from base 291 to 2210 and encodes 639 amino acids. The transcript has 11 exons.
GCUAACAUGCACACUAAUAUCUCUCUUUCUCUCACUAAAAAUAACAUUAUAGAGAGAGAAACUCAUAAUCUUGGGGAGACGAUGCAGAUUUAAACGCACCAGUGCCUAGGCUCUACAGAGAGAAACUAAAAGCAAAGGGUAGGGAGAGACGAAAGCGUUUUCUCAUCUAUCCAAACACCGGAGUACUACUAUUUCGCUUUCUCUUUCUAAAACUCGUCUCUCUCUAUGUAUAGUUUCUUUCAGAAAGUUCAGUUCUAGUUAUUGAUGUGAAAUAGCGCGUCAGAUCUGACAUGGCGGAGGUUUCCAGCGACGGAGAUGGUGUGUCUCCGGCUAGUUUGGGGCUGGAGUUGAGUAUCGGGGAGAGCUGGGGCAAUGUACGGCCGUCGGCAGCGAAUGAAGCGUGGGCUGCCAUCGGGACGCCGCCACUGACGGUGUCGGGAUCGUUCAAGGAGGGCAGGAGUUUGCGGCGGCGAGGUUCGGUCCGGCCGAGUUUGGACGCGGACGAGUUCUUAAAUUUGUUGCACGGUUCGGAUCCGGUGAAGGUGGAGCUCAAUCGGUUGGAGAAUGAAGUCAGAGACAAGGAUCGAGAAUUAGGGGAAGCGCAAGCGGAGAUCAAGGCACUGAAGUUGUCAGAACGACUCAGAGAAAAGGCCGUCGAAGAGCUCACUGAAGAAUUGGCAAAGGUGGAUGAGAAGCUCAAGUUAACAGAAUCUCUUCUAGAAAGCAAAAACCUUGAGAUAAAAAAAAUCAAUGAUGAAAAGAGAGCCUCUAUGACAGCUCAGUUUGCGGCAGAAGCCACUCUUCGAAGGGUUCAUGCUGCCCAAAAGGAUGAUGACAUUCCUCCAAUUGAAGCCAUCCUUGCACCGCUUGAGGCUGAGCUAAAACUUGCUCGACAGGAGAUUGCAAAGCUACAGGAUGACAACAAAGCAUUAGAUCGCCUCACAAAAUCAAAAGAAGCUGCUUUACUUGAAGCUGAGAGGACUGUUCAGGUUGCAUUGGCUAAGGCUUCUAUGGUGGAUGAUCUGCAGAAUAAGAACCAAGAGCUGAUGAAACAGAUUGAAAUUUGCCAGGAAGAAAAUAAAAUUUUGGAUAAAAUGCACCGCCAAAAGGUUGCUGAGGUAGAGAAACUUACCCAAACUGUACGCGAGCUUGAAGAGGCCGUUCUUGCUGGUGGUGCAGCUGCAAAUGCUGUGAGGGAUUACCAACGCAAAGUUCAAGAGAUGAAUGAGGAAAGAAAAACUCUUGACAGGGAGCUAGCCCGUGCAAAAGUGACAGCAAACAGGGUGGCAGUAGUGGUAGCUAAUGAAUGGAAGGAUGCGAAUGACAAAGUGAUGCCCGUAAAACAAUGGCUUGAUGAAAGAAGGUUCUUACAGGGAGAUAUGCAGCAACUCCGAGAUAAGCUUGCCAUAGCUGAGCGAACGGCAAAAUAUGAAGCUCAGUUGAAGGAAAAAUACCAAUUGAGGCUUAGAGUACUAGAAGAGACUUUGAGACCCUCAAAUAACACUAGUCGUGGCAUAUCAGAGGGAAAAAGCGUAAACAACGGCCUUUCACGUAGACAAUCCCUUGGCGGAGCUGAUAACAUUUCAAAAUUGACCUCCAAUGGUUUUUUACCAAAGAGAUCACCAUCCUUUCAGUUGAGAUCUACUCAGUCUUCUGGAAGCAGUUCAGUGUUGAGGCAUGCAAAAGGGACAUCGAAGUCAUUCGAUGGUGGCACACGUUCAUUAGACAGGGGUAAAGUUCUCUUAAACGGAAUGAGUCCAAAUUUUAACCUCAGCCAGUCUUGUGGAGGAACAAAGGACAGUGAGGGACACACUCCCUGGAAAGAAAGUCCAGACGAAAAACCCAAUGACUUCCCGGCAGUGGAUACAGAGGACACUGUCGCAGGGUUAUUGUAUGAUUUGCUACAGAAAGAGGUGAUUGCUCUGAGAAAAGCUGGUCAUGAAAAAGAUCAAAGCCUUAAAGACAAGGACGAUGCUAUUGAGAUGUUAGCAAAGAAGGUAGAUACUUUGACUAAGGCAAUGGAGGUUGAGGCCAAAAAGAUGAGAAGGGAAGUAGCUGCCAUGGAGAAGGAGGUAGCUGCCAUUCGUGUGGAGAAAGAACAUGAAAACAGGACCAAAAGAUUUGGGAAUUCUAAGGGUCCUGUAAGCAGUUCUCAGUUGCUUCCAGGAAGGAGUGUAGCACGAAGUGGAUUGACACGCAACACCCAAUAACAUGCAAAAUACCCCAAUUCCAGCAGUUAGCAGUAAUUCUGCAUAAACCCCUUGUCUCUGGUCUUUUUCUUCCUUUUUCCUAUUUUUCCCCCUUCUGUGGUUGGUUAAAUAUUAUAACUAGCAUACCAAUGAUCCCGUAUUCUCACCGAGUUUGGCAAAGAAACUAAGAAAUCAAGAAGAGACAAAACCUAGUGGAAGAAAUGGUAUGCUUCUGACUUAACUGUUGGCCCUCUGCUAAAAAACAGCAAGAAAGAAAUGGAUGAUAUUCCAAGUUAAGCUGACCUUUUGGUAGGAUUUAUUUGAGGUGGCCGUGGUUGUGGUUGUAUAGGUAACUUGUUGGCAUUCCUUAUGCCUCCCUACUUUUUGUUCCUUGUGUUUUGCAGUUAAAUUUGUAAUCUGCAGCUAGUGUGAUUGGUAUUAGUUCAGGUUUGUCAAUAUUCUUGUAAUCAGAUGAAGCUCAGAAUUUCCAUGUUUGUUUUAGUAUGGAUGGUGUCCUUUAUUUACCGUUGAUUAUGAUAAUUUACGCAUUAAUGCUAGCUGAGUAGGAGUUAGCAUUUGGAAA